This is a messenger RNA of Penicillium diatomitis, 438 nucleotides long. RefSeq lists its product as uncharacterized. Gene Ontology annotation, cellular component: mitochondrial matrix. Gene Ontology annotation, biological process: mitochondrial respiratory chain complex IV assembly. The record is from RefSeq and is a predicted model, not a curated record. Lineage: Eukaryota; Fungi; Ascomycota; Eurotiomycetes; Eurotiales; Aspergillaceae. The transcript has a single exon. Bases 1 to 438 code for a protein of 145 amino acids.
AUGCCGCCACAUCUGCACCCAAAGUCUCGGUCAACGAGUACCCUCUUCGCAGGGACCCUGCUCGCGUCCCUUGUCGUGGUUGGGCUACCUCACUUGUUCCCCUGCCCAGCCCCGCGACGCACUUUUACCGAUUCAGAUAUGGCCAUGGCUGCCGAUGGACAACAAGUACCGCGCAUGCGCCGGCGGAGGAGGAAGGAAACCGAGCUAGACUCUGACUCGGGCCCCUCUGUCUACCCCACGGCGCCGAGCACCGCGGAGGAUGAGGUCUCGACCUUCUUCGAAAUGGAGGCAGAGGCGAAGCGGAUGGCACAAGUCGGACACGAAUGUCCAGUACCAAAGCCCAAGGGCGUUCUCGGAGAGCUUCUUGGAUUCCGCAAUGCGCGUGCAAUUGAUCCUGCCCAUACACAGACUGGCAAGUCGCUUGAUGAAGGCCGAUAG